UUUUGUUUAUCAAUAUUCAAAAAAGUGUGGUUUAGUCGAUAAAGCGACAUUAUUUCCUAGCAUACAAAAAUUGCGAACUACAAUAAUGACUGAAUCUCAGAAAUCACAGUUUGAGGCGAACCCUCGUGCGUUUCUUGAGCAGCACAUCACCGCUUUACAAAGCGAGUCAAAGAUGACUCGAAAACAGGCCCUGCUUAAGAUCAACGAAGAGAUAUUCGAGAACCCGGAGCACAAAGAUUGCGACUUAACUGUCGUAUUCCCAGAGGUCUAUGCUUACGUCUUGAAGAGUUUCGCUGAUUCUUCUGAGGCUUGUCGAGAGACUGCAGUGGCAAUAAUAUCUAACUUCAUUGGCCGGUUACCGCUGAACGAUUAUUAUUUAACGUACAUUUUACCAGUUGUAGUCCGUCGGAUUGGUUGUCCGGAGAUCGUAGAGGAAUCUGAAGAGAUUCGUUUAAUCUUAGUAGAGCUAGUUCACCAGAUAAUUGUGAAAUAUAAUGUGACGCACCUCCUGAGUCCCUUCAUUAAUGAUUUCACAAGCAUCCUCACGAAGACCAGCACGGACCCGUUCCCGAAGGUGAAGCUGGAGGCCUGCGAGUGCAUCAUUCUGCUGUCCAGGUCCCUGGCUCGGGACUUCCAUUUCCAGAGUGAGAGCUAUGUCAAACCAGUGCUGUCUAACUUUGCUCAUCAACAUUAUAAGGUUCGGGUGGCGUCAAUUAAGGCUAUUGGAGCUAUAGUAAUAGCUGGCAACGCAAAGUGCUUUGAGCUGUCCAUCACUCCGAUGGCCGAGAAGCUGUUUGAUGAGAACAACCAGGUCCGACUGGCGGUCACGCAGGAGGUUGGCAACUGGAUGCUGAACUACCGGGACCGGUACUCGUUCUGGCAUCGCAUGAUUCCUCUGCUAUUGACCAGCAUGAGUGAUAUAAUAGAAAACAUCAGAGAAAUAGCCGCUAAACUGUGGACCGACAUCGGCCUUCAGUACAUGGAAGAAAACGAGGAGGAUCUCAAGAAAAGAACGGACUUUCUUAAGGACGUGCCGUCACACUACCCCGACGUGAAGAGACCCAAUUUGGGCUGCAGGCAGCUGGUGCAGAGCAAUAUUGGGAAGAUUGUGCCUGCUAUUGGAAGAGAAAUGGAGGGCUGGCAGGCAGACGCACGUCUCCGCGUAGCCCAGUUACUGUGCUGGCUUGUACUAUGCGCUGAAGAAGGAUCCACACAACACGCCAACACCAUUGUGCGGACGCUACACCGCGGGGCUAGUGACGAUGAUGACCGAGUUAUUCUAGAGGUAAAACGCGCUGCGGAGCUAUUCGGCUACUUCAUCAGCCCCGACACCUGGUGGCCCCUACUGGAGGCCGAGAUGGACUCGUGGGGGGCUCUUAUCGUUCUUGCGAAUAUCAUUAAAGGCUCCCAAGCGGAACUGGUGCUGCCGAAAUUGAAAGACAUAUUCAAGGAGCUGGCUGAUCCGGACAGAUGUAGGGUUAGAAAGGAAAAAUACCAAAGAGGCCUCCUCUACGUGUCGGAAGCGGUGCUGGAUCUUUGCGGCGAGGGCUGCCAACGAGUGGCAGAGGAGUUGUUUACCAUCAACUUCACCGUCUACGCAAUGCCAGUGGAUGAUAAGGCUCAGUUCAUGGCCCUAUCCAACCUGGACAAGCUCCGUUUCGCAGAGAAUUGCGGGCGUACCCUCACCACGCUGUACGAGAAGCAUAUUCGCCACAUCCUGGCCGCCAUCACCUCGGACGCCCUGACUUGGACGCUGCUGACGCCAGACAGGUGUCUUCUGGAAUGCGUGCUGAUUAACACUGGUUCAGCCAUGUCGUCCAACCUGCACCUAAUAGCCCCCCUCCUGAAGGAAUGCCUCGCGACCCCCAAAGUGGACCCCGAGGUCAAGCUGAAGAUGUUCACCGCUCUCUCCACCACGCUGUUGCGGCGACAGGACAACUUUAGCAAGUGCAGCGGCGACAUACUUGAGGCUUUCUUGAAAAUUAUCAUUGAAGAGGUGAUUUUGGUGAAUUUGGUAUGGGAACCAGGCCGCACUGCAGAAGCAAUUCGCACGGCCGCUAUAGCAUGUCUGUGUUCAGCAUUACAAGAGAACCCACGCAACGAGUUGGAGACAGAGAGCGGGGCCGACGGAGACAAGCAGGACAAGGACAAGGCAAUAAAUCUAUUCCCAACAAAAGAGUCCCUAGAGCCAUUCUUAGAGCAAAUAGUCCCGUUGCUCAACAGUUUACUGGAUGACAACUCGGCACUGACUAGACAACAUACCCUGCGAGCCACCUGCUGUCUAGCCACGAUGGCAACUCGACGGGGUUGCUUCACUGCUGAAAUAUUACAUAAGUUGUACUUUGGAGUGUUGAAACGUCUCGACGACAGCAACGACAAAGUCCGUUCCUUCGCCGUCCAAACUCUCACCACGUUGUUCAAAAACCGCCCUGUCCCGUACGACACCAUACUGUACAACGCACACAUCGAUGCCAUGUACAGCGCCAUGCUUAUACACCUUGACGACACCUCCGAGGAGUUCCGCAAGGAGAUGCUAGAUGCCCUGAUCACGCUUAGUGCCGUUGACCCACCGCUCCUCAUGAAAAAAGUGAAAGCAAAUAUUCAGCUGUACAGAAAUAAAGCAGCCUAUGAACGGCUGUCUAGCCAUAUUGAGAAGAUAUUGAAGUCUUAGCAUAAUUUAUAUAUUAAGUUUUAUCGUAAAAGUCAAUUUC
Molecule: messenger RNA, 2711 nt
Organism: Cydia amplana
Lineage: Eukaryota; Metazoa; Arthropoda; Insecta; Lepidoptera; Tortricidae
Gene: Dnaaf5
Product: dynein axonemal assembly factor 5
Exons: 12
Coding region: 86-2671 (861 amino acids)
Biological process (GO): cilium movement; inner dynein arm assembly; outer dynein arm assembly
Cellular component (GO): cytoplasm
Molecular function (GO): dynein intermediate chain binding
Source: RefSeq, a predicted model, not a curated record